CACACAAUGGUCAAAGGUUAUUUUUGCACAUUCCUAACAACACAACCUGUGGAUCUGGAACGGAGCUGAGCUGUGUGAUCAUCCAAACUUGAAUUUACAGCGUAAAGUUCUUGCAUUCUUGCUGUACCAGCCCUCAAGAUGUCACCUGUUAUAGCUCGUCUGGUGGAAUGUGUGCCAAAUUUUUCAGAAGGACAAACCAAGGAGAUCAUUGAUGCCAUCAGCAGUGCCGUAGCCCAGACCCCGGGAUGUCAGCUCCUAGAUGUAGAUCCUGGUCCUUCCACCAACCGUACGGUCUACACCUUCGUGGGCUCACCUGCGUCUGUCGUAGAGGGCGCUCUCAACAUGGCGCGGGUUGCUAGGAGUCUGAUUGACAUGAGAAUCCAUGAGGGUGAGCAUCCGCGUAUGGGAGCGUUGGACGUGUGUCCUUUCAUUCCUAUCAGUGGAGUUACCAUGGAGGAAUGUGACCUAUGUGCCGUAGAGUUUGGGCGAAGAUUAGGAGAAGAGCUUCAAGUACCUGUGUACCUGUACGCUUUCUCCGCUAGGGAGGAGAAGAGACAAAAGUUGCCUAGCAUCAGAGCAGGAGAGUAUGAAGGAUUGGAGAAAAAGCUUGCAGACCCUGAAUGGAAGCCCGAUUUCGGUCCGACAGAGUUUGUCCCAACCUGGGGCGCCACAGCGACGGGGGCUCGUAAAUUCUUGAUUGCUAUGAACGUGAACGUCCUGGGGACCAAAGAGCAGUCGCAUCGUAUUGCAUUGGACAUCAGGGAACAGGGGAGAGGGACAGACCAGCCCGGAUCACUGAAAUCAGUUCAAGCGAUUGGUUGGUGGCUGGAUGAGUAUAACCUUGCUCAGGUGUCCAUGAAUCUCACCGACAUUGACCAGACUCCCAUGCAUGUUGCCUAUGAAGAAUGUCUAGCAAGAUCUAAGGUAACCAAGGUUGGCCUGUGUGGGUCCCAGCUGGUCGGUCUGGUGCCUCUGGCAGCCAUCAUGGAGGCCGCUGCGUACUACAUGGAGAAAGAGAAUCUUUUCAUUAUGGAGGACUCACAAAAAGUCAGACUGGUUGUUGAUCGCCUUGGUCUCAGUUCACUGGAACCGUUCAAUCCGAGAGAAAAGAUCAUUGAGUACAUGGUUGAAAGUGUUAGUGAUGGACCACUUACCUCCAUGGCCCUCAAGUCUUUCAUCCUGAAUGUCGGAGCAAGGUCACCUGCCCCAGGAGGAGGAUCAGUUGCGGCAGCCAUUGGCGCUAUGGGAGCAGCGCUCGGUACCAUGGUAGGCUGGCUGUCGUUCGGAAACAAGAAGUUUGAGGCUCUGGACUCCACCAUGAGAAAGCUCAUUCCUCCACUGAAAGAAGCCAUGCACGACCUCCUCCCCAUGAUAGAUGCAGAUACGGCAGCAUUCUCUGCUUACAUGGGUGCUAUGAAGCUCCCUAAAGGCAGUGAUGAAGAGAAAGCUAUUCGAGACGAGACCAUGAAAGCGGCCAUGAAAGACUCGGUCGCCGUCCCGAUGAAUGUCGCCAUCACAGUCAAUGCAUGCUGGGAUACAAUGAAGGAGAUGGCCCGCUACGGCAACAUACAGUGCAAAUCCGAUAUUCAGGUUGGUUCUAAAGCAAUGGAGCUAGCAGUGUGGGGCGCUUAUUACAAUGUGAUGACCAAUCUGCCUAAUAUCUCUGAUGAGGUAUAUCGAGAGAAGGCCAAAGAAGACAUUGGGACUUUCCUGAAGGUAGCGCAAGAUGCCGCCAGUGAUGUCUUAGAGAUUGUUGCCGACCGCACCGAGUGAAUUGGUGAUCAUGAUGCUUAGCCGUGACCUAAUCAGUCACGGACAAAGUUUCCCCCAUGUUUAGAUGAGUUAUAUAGCUGAAUGAAGUGCCCCUUGUGUAGGUUUGGACCAAAGCUUUGUCUUUGCAUUGACUAUGUGUGUGAGCCCUGCGUUAAUGGAGUUUUAGCUGUCAUUUUUCUGAUGUAGAAUUAAAUCACAUAUUAUAAAAUUAUUAUGGCCACCAAGUGGUCACUCCCUGACUUAAAAUUGUAAUCUUAAAGCGAGGAAUUUGUUUUUAUGUUUUUUCAAGAAUUUGAAAAUAAAACUGCAUUGAGUCCUCUGUCUGUGAAGUGGUAAAAAAGGUAUUGUCCUCUGCACUGUUGGCAAGUUAACCAUGAGAUGGCGCUUUGCAAUAAACAGUACGUUCGGGCAGAAAGUCGAUCAGUUCAAUAUUGCUUAAAAAGAAAAGAUAUGGCGGAAAGGUGAUUUUUACUUAAUUUGGUGUCAUUGAAAUCCUUUGCAGACAGAUUAGAUGAGUCACUAAGCACAUUGCUUGGUUUCUGUGACUCAAAAUUCAGUGUGGAAUUAUUAUGAUAGCAGUGAACCAAGAAAGUACAGUAAUUUAUAUUUUGCAGUGUCUCGUGCAGGGUUUUCAUGUAUUUAGUAUACAGUAGGUUUUUGUGCCGAAAAAUUAAGUAAUAAUUUCAAUACUCCAUCCAUUACUCUUGUCCAUCCUGCGCAUGUAGAAGUGUUGUGCCUUACUGCUGUAUUAUCAUGUCAUUUUUGUAUUAAAAAACGUCUUUCACUCUCUGCGAUAUACAAUAAGAUUAUAUAUGGCUAUUGAAAUAUAUACACUCUAUAUAGAAUAUUCAUGUACAACUUCCUAACUCUCUUUAUCUCAUCAGCACAGUCAUCACCUUAAUCACUCUAUUUACCAUAUCUCAUAUCAUCUUCUCAUAUAUAUUUUUCACUCCCAUCCCCAACAUCAUAUUUGUAUAUAUAUGUAGGAAUUUUUCAGAUUCAUAAAGGAUUACCAUGCUUCAAGCUUAGCUUAUGUGGCAAUCCUUCUUUAUGAUGUUAGUAUUACAAUGUAAGUAUUUUUAUGUGGAUGAUGUAUUAAUUAUAAGAUUUGUUUACUAUCAUGAUCAUGUUGUAAUUAGUUUGUAACUUUGGAAAAAGACCAUGAAGAGAAAAAAAAAAAAUAAUCAAAUAAAUCAAAUCGGUACUUGUCUAAAAGAAGAUAGAAUAAGAGGGGAGAGCCCAUUUCACAAAACUUGAGUCUGAUUGAAAUUCUUGACUCAAUAGUUCUUUAAUUUAUCUGAAUUAAUUCUGAAUAAUGGAAAAAAAAAGUGUCCAAAAAUACUUGAUUCAAAUGGUUUCCAACGGGUUAACAUUGAAAGGCUAGGGCUGUAUAGAUGCAUGGCCCUCGGGAAGAAAA
This is a messenger RNA of Strongylocentrotus purpuratus (purple sea urchin), 3190 nucleotides long. RefSeq names its product formimidoyltransferase-cyclodeaminase (gene ftcd). The transcript has 15 exons. Gene Ontology annotation, molecular function: folic acid binding; transferase activity. Bases 139 to 1773 code for a protein of 544 amino acids. NCBI's taxonomy places the organism in Eukaryota, Metazoa, Echinodermata, Echinoidea, Camarodonta, Strongylocentrotidae. The record is from RefSeq and is a predicted model, not a curated record.